This is a messenger RNA of Verticillium nonalfalfae, 2301 nucleotides long. RefSeq lists its product as uncharacterized. NCBI's taxonomy places the organism in Eukaryota, Fungi, Ascomycota, Sordariomycetes, Glomerellales, Plectosphaerellaceae. The coding region runs from base 1 to 2301 and encodes 766 amino acids. The record is from RefSeq and is a predicted model, not a curated record. The transcript is spliced from 2 exons.
AUGACCGACCACGACACCAAGGAGACGAAAGGCUUCUGGGGCGCCCUGUUCCGGAGCAAAAGCCUUGCGCGAAAGACGGCCAAAACAGACCCUGAACCCCGAAGAGUCAGCGAGGGCGAGGCGAGACCGCGCAGGCGCCGCUCGUCGCCACCUGAUCGCCGCCGUGACUCUGACCGCGACUCACCACCGAGCAGCACGUCCCGCGAUCGCCCCCGCCGUUCCGGCUCCGGCGCCAAGAGCCGGGACCGUGAUGCUUACCGCAAUGACAGCCUCCGACAAAGGCCACCACUGACCUCCUGGCCCCCUUCCAACUUGGGCAGCCGGGAGGAACUGAAACUCGGGCACGCCAUGGAGCUCAUCUCACGAGGCGUGCCCGCACACAAGGGCCACAAACGACUCAUCCCCCAUGCCUCAGACCACUACUUCGCGCUGUAUACCACAUCUGCUGGGAAUCACGGUGACGAGACUGACACUGCAAAUCCGCACGAUUCCAUGACCCAGUUCAUGACUUUGCGCAUUCAGGGGUCAGGGUCUGGCCGCUCCGAUCCCGCGGCGUAUCCCUGGGAUACUCUCGAACAGCCUUCCUAUGCGUUUUAUUUUGGCCGGCUCCCUGGCACCGUCACCCUCAACCAGUGGGCCUCCUCGUCGAGUAACCUCCCUCCUACAAUUGCAUUGCGCGACUCGGGUAUACAGCCUCGCAACGUCGAUCUGCCUACCAUCUUCGCACGUCUGAAGGAACUUGAGUCCUCGCGCAGCAUCGACGACAACGAAGAGCGCAUGUAUCGCAGUCUCUAUCGCCGCUUCCUUCGCGAUCCAGAUCGGAACACUCCGAACCCACACCGCACCCUCGACCGCCAGAUCACCGAUCUCAUCAUGGUGCUCUCCCGCCCCUUGCACUGGACUGACUUCUCCGAUCCACGUCACCAGGUCGCCGCUCGCUUCAUCUUUGACACGGAUCCCGCUAAUGCCGACCGCCACCUGCGCUUCUGCCACCAGCUGCUACUCGCUCUCGAGCUUGAGGUCCGCAUCCAGGCCCGCUCUCACGGCGAGUGGGCCAAGGAGAAGCUGCUAACACAGCUGCCACCCAAGAUACGGUGGGAUCUUGCUCUCGCCAAGCGCUGGCGCGAGAACGUUCGUGUUGAGUCAUGGGGCCGUAACGCGACUGAAAUUCGACUCCGCUACAAGCUGCGCCGGCGACAAAUGCGCAUGCUCAAGCGUUUUGCCCAGAUCAUGAAGUGGCCCAACCUUGCCGAAACGAUGGACCAUAUGCGACGUCGCGACGCCGACGACACACUCGACCUCAUCUCAUCCGAUGCUCUUGCGUUCUUCAGCGGUUUCAUCCUGCCCGGCGCAACCUUUCCCUUCCUCAUCAUGAACACCUUGAUUGAUGUCGAUCCUGACCAGACUACGGACGCGCUGGCGCUUUUGACGCACCUGCACCCGGCCUGUGGCUUCCAGCAUCGCUCGUCCUAUACGUACUGGUCGGCCUCGUGCAUCGUUGGCAAGGUCCUGGCGCCCACAUGCCACGCGCUUGCCGGUUGGGUAGGCCCCGCGCGCCCCUCGCCAGACCUUGCACGCAGUCAGAUUGCGCGCGUGCGCUCCCGCAAGCCGACAAAGCAGCGCCUCGCGCCGGAGGACAUGACCUCGAUGAGUGAAAGGUCCGACCCGCUUGGCCCCCCGGCCGAGGUCUUCCCGGUGAGCGAGUACAAGCUUGUAUCGCCAUCGCACCAAGACAAACUGCCCGACCACAACUGUGUGCGUAUAGAGGUACUGGGUUUCAAGCCGGUAGCGGGCGCUCGGGGCGCCGUAGCCGAUGACGGCCCCGCGUGGCACGAUGCGACGGUGCAGUUUGCCAUUGACGGCAUCUCAUGGCCGUUGCGGCUCACCUUUGACGUAUCGUUCGUCUCGGCGUGGCCGUGUUCUGGGGGGCCGCACCCUCUUUUCUUCGACUACGUUUUCGAGACGGUGCGCGUGGACCGCAUCGUCGAGGUGAGAGACUGGGGUGGCUUGUAUUAUGGCGGACGCGUCGGGAGCCGCGCGCAGGGCCCCGGGAGCGGGAGCAGCGAAUCCAGCGCCGCGGCGCAGCAGUCUGAAGAGGGCGAGAAGGUGCUCGUCAUUGAAGCGUUUGGGGUCCCGGACAACGAGGUGCUUGCGAGGGCCUGGUGCAGUCACUGGGGGCUGGGGGCUGUUGUCGCGGAUGUGGCCAAGACGUGCGUCGGGUGCGCGGUGCGUGAGGCGUACGCGGCGACGCUGACGGUCGUCAUUUUGGUGGACGGGCGGCUGAACGAGGAAGAGGAGUGA